Messenger RNA from Penicillium manginii, 1086 nucleotides. Its product is annotated as isoprenoid synthase domain-containing protein. The coding region runs from base 1 to 1086 and encodes 361 amino acids. The transcript has 7 exons. The record is from RefSeq and is a predicted model, not a curated record. Lineage: Eukaryota; Fungi; Ascomycota; Eurotiomycetes; Eurotiales; Aspergillaceae.
AUGUCGUCAGUUGCGAGUGUCGAUGCUGCCAAACAACUGGCUCACGAUAUAGCUGGACAGCAGCUCCUUAUUCCUAGCCUUUGGCACUGGCUUGCCGACUGGCCGGCAGCAGUGAACCAGAACUUGGAACGUCUCCGACCAGUAGUCGACACCAUUAUUGACAGCUCGAUAAUCGAUGAAGAGAAACGGAACCACAUCAAACGCCAUGAUUUUGCUCUUCUUGCCGCUCUAAUGUAUCCAAGAGCGGAAUGGAGGGAGCUUCAGAUCGUUGCAGCGUAUAAGGUUUGGGUUUUCAUAUGGGACGACGAGAUUGACCUCGGACAAUCUGAGACUGCGUUAGAUAAAGAGAAAACCGGCCAAUACUGCAAAAAGUCGCUCGCCUAUAUACGCCAUGUGUUACAGCUUGACACUGAUAAUGGCACUGAUAUCGGCCUUCAUCAUUCGCCGUACAAGUGUAUGGCUGCAUUUAAAGAAGUUUGUGAUGGGUUGGUUGAGACGGCAGAUGCAGACCAGAGAGAGCGAAUCUUUCGUGAAUUAGAGAUAUACAUCUCUCAAGUCGUGAUAGAGCAAGGUCGGCAGCAAGACGGGAAGCUACCAACCUUGGAGGAGUAUGUUAGCAUGCGAAUGGGAUCUGUGGGUGUAACUCCAUAUAUUGCUUGCUUUGAGGCCACGAACAGAAUCCAGCUGCCUCGGUCCGUUAUGGACUCGAAAGAGAUGAGCAUCAUUUGGGAAGAAACCACAAUGUUGAGCUUGGUUAUUAACGACAUAUACUCUUGCCAAAAGGAAAUUGCAUCAGGCUCGAUUCAGAACUUAGUCCCGGUUAUGUGGAAUGAAACUAAGAAUAUGGGGCAUGUCGUUGUUGAUAUAAUUAGCAUAUUGAAAGAAUCUGUGAAGAAGUUUGAACGGGCGUUCAAAAUGCUAGAAGGGCAAACUAGCCUCGACAGUAAGUUGGAUAACGACAUGAAGGCCUUCGUGGAUAACUGCCGUACAUGGGUGACUGGUCUGCUGGAGUGGACUCUCACAUCAGAACGAUACAAAAUGUACCAGUAUUUGCACCAAGAUGGCUCUGUCGUUGUGCCUCUUUAA